AUGGUCCUGUCCGAGUCGCUCUUUGAAUGGUUCUACGAUAAGGGGUUCCCGUCCCACACACUACUAGUAAAUAUCUCUGGGGGAACAGAUAUCGCAGGUUGUUUUGCGCUUAAGAAUCCUAUCUCCCCCCUCUACACGGGCGGAUUCCAGGGCCCUAGCCUAGGUAUCUCGAUUGCUGCCUUUGAACAGGGGGAUAAAGGCGGCAAAAAGUACUUUAAUGCUUAUUUCGCAAGAUAUGACAACGUUUGGACCCAGGGGGAUUUUAUUACGAUGAAUCCAAAAACAGGCCAAGUCACCUUCUUCGGCCGGUCAGACGGAGUCUUAAACCCGUCCGGCGUACGUUUUGGAUCAGCAGAGAUAUACAAUGUGAUCGACACACAGUUCACUGAGAAGGUGGCCGACUCGAUUUGUGUAGGGCAGCGUCGUCCGAUCGAUACCGAUAAGUCCGUUAUUCUUCUUAUUUUAAUGCGACCGGGAUUCCAAUUUAGUGUCGAAUUAGCCGACCAUAUCAAAGAGGCUAUUCGCAAGGCACUCAGUGCUCGUCAUGUUCCUAAGUACAUCUUUGAGACUCCCGCCAUACCGGUAUGGUCGUCCGUCCCACCCCUUGAGGCCUUACCUGACUUCAUACCACCCACAGGUGACGGUGAACUUGAAAAAAGUAGAGCUCCCUAUCAAGCAGGUCGUGCCUGGAAAAAGGGUCAAGCCCUCGGGCACUUUGUUGAAUCCGGAAAGUCUUUCCUUCUACAAUAG
Penicillium cataractarum is the source of this 750-nucleotide messenger RNA. Its product is annotated as acetoacetyl-CoA synthetase. The transcript is spliced from 3 exons. Bases 1 to 750 code for a protein of 249 amino acids. The record is from RefSeq and is a predicted model, not a curated record. Gene Ontology annotation, molecular function: acetoacetate-CoA ligase activity. Lineage: Eukaryota; Fungi; Ascomycota; Eurotiomycetes; Eurotiales; Aspergillaceae. Gene Ontology annotation, cellular component: cytosol.